Molecule: messenger RNA, 4167 nt
Organism: Torulaspora delbrueckii
Lineage: Eukaryota; Fungi; Ascomycota; Saccharomycetes; Saccharomycetales; Saccharomycetaceae
Gene: LYS2
Product: L-aminoadipate-semialdehyde dehydrogenase
Exons: 1
Coding region: 1-4167 (1388 amino acids)
Biological process (GO): L-lysine biosynthetic process
Molecular function (GO): L-aminoadipate-semialdehyde dehydrogenase [NAD(P)+] activity; phosphopantetheine binding
Source: RefSeq, a predicted model, not a curated record
AUGUCGGCACAGAAGUGGAUUGAAAAGUUGGACAACCCAACGCUAAGUGUUCUACCACAUGACUAUCUACGUCCACAGCAGGAGCCUCUCAGCGAGCAAGAGACUUACUCAAUCUUUGUUCCGCAACUAGAUACGCUAACUGGCCCACUAACCGAUAAAGCGGCCAUUGCCUUGAGUGUAUGGUCAGCUUUACUGUACAGAUUGACUGGGGAUGAUGACAUUGUUCUCUAUCUAUCAGAAAAUAAGGUGCUAAGAUUUACUAUUCAACCUACCUUCUCCUUCCAAGAGCUUUAUAAUACCGUUGUUAAGGAAUUGAACAGUCUACCUGAGUCCCAGAAUGUUUCCUUUGACCAAUUGGCCGAAAAGGUUGCAAAAGAUCAAGAUUUGGAAAGGUGCCCGCAACUAUUCCGUCUAGCCUUUUUGAAGGACCAGCCAGAUUUCCAAUUAACUCAUUUCAAGCAUCAUCUAAUCGAUUUGGCCCUAAAUUUGUCAAAUCAACCAAAUGGCACGGUUUUAGAUAUAAUUUACAACAAAUUGCUGUAUUCUUCAGAUAGGAUUUCCAUCCUUGCUAGCCAAUUUCUGCAGUUUACUUCUCAAGUGGUUCAUGAUCCUUCAUCGUGCAUUACAAAGGUAUCAUUAACGACACCAUCUUCGUCUAAAGUCCUAUUCGAUCCAAAGGCUGACCUGGGAUGGUGCGAUUUUGUCGGUUGUAUACAUGAUAUCUUCCAAGACAACGCAGAGAAAUUCCCUGAAAGAACCUGUGUGGUGGAAACUCCACCUCUAAACUCCACAGCCACUCGGUCCUUCACAUAUCAGGACAUCAAUCGCGCAUCGAAUAUUGUUGCCCAUUAUUUGAUCGACACUGGAAUCAAGAGAGGAGAUAUCGUUAUGAUUUAUUCUUCCCGUGGUGUGGAUCUUAUGGUCUGUGUCAUGGGUGUGCUCAAAGCAGGCGCCACUUUCUCUGUCAUUGACCCAGCUUACCCACCAGCAAGACAAACCGUUUACUUAGGUGUGGCUAAACCUCGUGGUUUGAUCGUGAUUAGAUCUGCAGGUGAGCUGGAUCAACUAGUUGAGAACUACAUUACCAAGGAGUUAGAUGUUGUUUCGCGUAUCCCAUCAAUCGCUAUUCAAGAAGGCGGUUCCUUGCAAGGCUCGCUCGGUGAAGCAGAUGAUAUACUAGCACCUUACAAAAAGUUGAGAGACACACGUACUGGGGUUGUUGUUGGCCCUGAUUCAAACCCAACGUUGUCAUUUACAUCUGGUUCAGAAGGUAUUCCUAAGGGUGUUCUUGGAAGACACUUUUCCUUAGCAUACUAUUUCAACUGGAUGGCAAAGCAGUUCAAUCUUUCGGAGAAUGAUAAAUUUACCAUGUUGAGUGGUAUUGCACACGAUCCAAUUCAAAGAGAUAUGUUUACACCACUCUUCUUGGGUGCUCAACUAUAUGUUCCUACGCAAGAUGAUAUUGGUACGCCAGGGAGAUUGGCUGAAUGGAUGGGUAAAUAUGGCUGCACUGUAACACAUCUAACCCCUGCAAUGGGCCAACUUUUAGCAGCUCAGGCUACUGCUCCGUUCCCAAAGCUUCAUCAUGCGUUCUUCGUUGGAGAUAUUCUAACCAAGCGUGACUGUCUGAGGUUGCAAACUCUAGCGGAAAACUGCCGUAUUGUCAACAUGUAUGGUACCACUGAAACCCAACGUGCUGUUUCGUAUUUUGAAAUUAAAUCAAGAGCUGAAGAUCCAAACUUUUUGAAGAAAUUGAAAGACGUUAUGCCAGCUGGUAAAGGUAUGUUGAACGUUCAGUUAUUAGUUGUAAACAGAAACGACCCAACUCAGCUUUGUGGUAUCGGUGAAAUCGGUGAAAUUUACGUUCGUGCCGGUGGUCUAGCCGAAGGAUACCGUAGACUACCAGAGUUGAAUAAGGAAAAAUUCGUCAAUAACUGGUUUGUUGAACCUAAUCACUGGGAUUACCUCAACAAAGACCAAGGCGAACCUUGGAGAAAAUUUUGGUAUGGCCCAAGGGACAGACUUUAUAGAACUGGUGACUUAGGUCGUUACCUACCAGAUGGUAACUGUGAAUGUUGUGGUCGUGCCGAUGAUCAAGUUAAAAUUCGUGGUUUCAGAAUUGAGUUGGGUGAAAUCGACACUCACAUUUCUCAGCACCCACUUGUGAGAGAAAACAUCACAUUGGUGCGUAAGAACAGCGAUAAUGAGCCAACCCUAAUCACUUUCAUGGUUCCUAGAUUCGAUAAGCCUGAAGAACUGUCCAAAUUCCAAACAGAGGUUCCUGAGGAAGUCAAAAAUGACGCGCUAGUCAAAGGCCUGCUCGGUUAUCAAUUAUUGGCGAAGAAUAUCAAAGAAUUCUUGAAAAAGAGAUUAGCAUCUUACGCCAUGCCUUCUUUAAUCGUGGUCAUGGAUAAUCUACCUUUGAACCCUAACGGGAAAGUCGACAAACCAAAAUUGCAAUUCCCAACCAACAAGCAACUAAGCUUAGUGGCCCAAAAUACCAGUACAAUUGUUGACGACUCAGCAUUCACUCCUACCGAGCGUGAAGUUCGUGAUUUGUGGCUCGAUGUUUUGCCAACCAAACCAGCAUCUAUCUCGUUAGAGGACUCUUUCUUCGAUCUAGGAGGCCACUCGAUCCUUGCUACACGUAUGAUCUUCUCUUUAAAGAAGAUUUUGAAGGUUGAUUUGCCUCUAGGAACUAUUUUCAAAUUCCCAACCAUCAAGGCAUUCGCAGCCGAAGUUCAGCGAGUAAGAAACUGCGAAGCACCCUCAGCUGAUGAAAGUGAAACUGCAUUUGCAUUUGAUUAUGCCAAGGAUGCUCAAGAGCUAGCGAGGUCGUUACCUGAGUCUUAUUCGUCGCGCGAGCCGUUUACUUCACCAUCAAAGGCUCCGGCCAAGUCUAGAAUAAAUUUAUUUGUUACUGGUGUGACCGGUUUCUUGGGUUCAUAUAUCCUAGUAGAUCUAUUGAACCGUAAGACGCCAAACUACGAAUACAAAGUGUAUGCCCAUGUUCGUGCCAAAGAUGAAAAGGCGGGUCUAGAUAGAUUGCGUAAAGCAGGUGUUGUUUACGGUGUAUGGUCUGACGCAUUUGCUGAUCGUAUUGAAGUUGUUCUAGGUGAUCUAUCAAAACCACAAUUUGGAUUAUCUGAUGACAAAUGGUCCAAGUUGAGUAACGAAAUCGAUGUCAUUGUGCAUAACGGUGCUUUGGUCCAUUGGGUUUACCCAUACGUUAAAUUAAGAGAUGCCAACGUCAUCUCAACCAUUAAUGUUAUGAACCUCGCAGCUUCAGGAAAAGCCAAAUUUUUCAACUUUGUCUCUUCUACUUCCACUCUGGACACCGAACACUACUUUUCUCUAUCUGACAGGUCAGAAGCACAAGGCGGCACUGGAGUACAAGAGUCUGAUGACUUGAUGGGUUCGGCCAAGGGUCUUGGUGGUGGAUAUGGUCAGUCUAAAUGGGCUGCCGAGUACAUCAUUAGACGCGCAGGUGAAAGAGGUCUACGUGGCUGUAUUGUAAGACCCGGGUAUGUUACCGGUGCUUCGAAGAAUGGUUCAUGUAACACUGACGAUUUCUUGUUAAGAAUCUUGAAGGGAUGUUUGCAAUUGGGAAAGAUUCCAGAGAUUGAUAACACUGUUAACAUGGUUCCAGUGGAUCACGUUGCUCGUGUAGUGACCGCUACUGCUUUAAACCCCCCUAAGGACAAUGAAUUCACUGUGGCGCAGGUUAACGCUCACCCACGUAUCGUCUUAACCGAUUAUAUUGCGCAGUUGAAGAAAUAUGGUUAUGAUGUUGAAGUGGAGAGCUACGAACAAUGGAGAAAAGACUUGGAAAAAUCAGUGAUCGAGGAAGGUCAGGAUAAUGCCUUGUUUCCGCUUCUACACAUGGUACUUGAAAACCUGCCAGAAGGUACCAAAGCGCCCAACCUUGAUGACAGAAAUGCCGUAGCAUCAUUAAAGAAGGACACAGAGUGGUCUGGCGAGGACGUUUCUUCUGGUAAGGGUGCUACUAGUGAACAAAUUGGCAUCUACAUUGCAUUUUUGCGCAAGGUUGGAUUUUUACCAGCACCAAGCCGUGAAGUUAAGUUGCCUGAAAUUAAAUUAUCGGCUCAGCAACUUGAGCUUGUUGCCUCAGGAGCCGGUUCUCGUGGUAGUUCCGCCACUGCAUAA